UUUUGCUUAAAGCGUUACGAGCAAACUAAACAGCAGUUUAUUCUCAAGACAACAUGCUCAGUACUUUGAACUUCAAAGGAGUUGGGAUUUGUGCUGGGAAAACUCCAGUAGCUCUGGAGUUGCAGUUCAUACAAAUACCCUAAAGUUCAGCUGCUUAUUGGGAUCUCUGCAAACCUGGGCUUGGAAAUCUAGAGAGAGCACGUUUUCCUCACCAGAUUUCUGGGGCUCUGCUCCUGGUUGGGUUGGAAACAGCCUAGUGCUUGACAGCCUGGCAGACGGAGAUGGAAAUGAAAAAUAACAUGGGAAAUAAAUUCAACUUUUUUUUUAAACCUCAGAAAAAGUUUAACUCCAGCUUGGGCUGAGUUGAGGGGACAAGAUUUGUGGGACACGUUAGCCAAGAAGAUUCCUUAAUGCCAAGUUUUAUUUUCAAGUGUUUAGAAGGAGUGGAGAAGCCAAAGGAGAAUUCGGUGAUGUCUCUCAAUCCAUCCUUCUUUAUGCAUUUCCCACUCUGCGCCUGUUUUGCUGCAUUGCCUCUUCCACUUGGAACAGCCGCGUCAGUCUUUGCUCUCCCUUUGCCAGCAGUAAUCCUGCAAUAAUCAAUAAUCCUCAAACUGCUGCCAUCUGCUUUCUGGAGCAGGGCUGAUUUUUAAACAUCCAAACUCCGGUCAGAAAGGAGCGUGUCAGGACGCAGCGUGCGCAAUGGAAUGGUGUGCUGGUGAUGAAGCAAUCCGACCUAGGUGUCCUGGAGUAGGUAAAUGGGAAUGUGAUUAGGAAACGCCUAAUAAUAUCCCUGCCUGUCUGUCUUUAAAAAAAAAAAAAAAGGCACAUUUCCUCAGGGGUAUCAAUCAGCUUUGUCUCUGGAACAAAAUGUACUUCCGUUUUGACACGCACAGCAUGGUGCUAUCAGCUGCCAUUUGCUGCCACCGGAUGGCCAAAUGAGUUAUGGCAGCAGGAGGGUGCAGACGUUUACCUUCGCCUGGGAUCCCACCUUGUGGAAGGAACAGAGAUCAUGCAUAUUUGGCAGCAUCCAUCUGAUAGGUGGGAGAGCUCCAGAUCACUUCCUGGUGGUUGCAGGGAGGGCGGACGGUCUCCUUGGGUCUCCCACCUGCUGUGUAUGCAAUCCUGAGCUGGUGGUGUGACUCUCCUGCUAGUAUUUCCCACAGUGACCUGUGCGCCUUGUUCCCUUCGAUGUUGAGUGCUGUUUUCAGCUGCUCCGCCGUCCUCACCACUCACCCAGGAGGCACAGAGCAGCGCAAGCAGCCCCACGAAGCCCUGCAUUCUUGCUGCCGAUGCUGCACUGGUGGCUCUCCCUGUAACUUGCCCCUUGAUCUCCACUCCCAGCGCUGGCAGCAGGACUGGAGUGCGGGGCUCCGGGGCUCAAAGUGUAAGAACUACGCACUCCAGUGAGGUGUUCCUAGGGCCUGGUGACUGCCCUGCCUGGAGGCGAUGCCCCUGCUCCCUGUGCUGGCAGAGCAGUGGCAUCUCCCGCAUGCCACUUGACAGUGUUUUGUUCUUCUAUCUCGAUCCCAGCAUCCCGUUUCAGCUGCCCCCGAGUUGGGGUAGGGAACAAUAUGUAGGGCCGGUCCCCAUCCGGAGCCUGCUGUCAUUAGAUUAGCACUUGUAACCAAUCUCACUUCCUCCCGUUUGCCCUUCAUUGUCAACUGCAGCUCCCGUGCCAUCCCCGCUGGGUAGAAAGUCAAGUUCAAUGAAAGGCAAGGGGGAGGCUGAGUGCCAGGGAGAGCCUCCUCUACAACAGCGUCCAAUCUAAAAAUACACGAGAGAGGGUGCGCGAACGGGGCGUCCUUAUCGCUUGGGUUAGCAGUGCCUUGCUCUGCUGGGCGAGUGAUGUUCUAGUCCUCCCCCAUCCGCGAUGAUUUGUUAUUUCCACCGGGGCAGAGGCUAGGAACCUCAUCCAAGGACCAGGCCCUGCUGUCUUGGGUACUGUACAGACAUGUAAUGAAGAAGUCAGUCCCUGUCCCAAAGAGCUCAGAAUCUACAUAUCAGACAGGACGUGAGAAAUGGAUGAAACGGACAGAGGGGAGGUAGUUGGGUUAGGAGGAGAUAACCAGAAAGUGAACGGAGUUAAGCAGAAGUUGAUCCUUCUUGCCUCUCCUGAGUCAGCCUUUGUUCCACUGCAGCGAUGAUCUUUCUUUGCCAGCUGCUCUGAUGAUCUGAUUCCUCCCUCGCUGAUGCCACCCUGCCUGCUGUAACUCACUCAUACUCCUGUCCUUGUCCCUCAAGGCUCCGCACAACCCUGGACCGGCCUGUCUCUUGUAUCUCAUUCUGCAAUGUCUUCCUCUCCCUUCCCAAUACCACCAGCAGUUGCAGUUCUCCCUUCGUUCCCUUCUCCGUGCUCCACCUUGUUGUCCCCCGCACCUGGGAUGACCUGUCGGUGCGGAUGUGCCACACCCUUUCAGAUCCCUCCUAGGGACUCACUUCCUCUUCAAUGCCCACAAACACUGACACGCUAUAAUUGUUAUUGCAUAAUUAUGGUAGUGCUCCCCAGGUGCUUUCCGAACACAUAAAGCGGGAAGGUCUCUGCAUCUGUACCUCUGCGCUUUACUGGAUGGAAUCGUGUGGACCUACCUAUAUUCAUAGACUUUUAAGGCCAGAAGAGACCAUUAUGAUCAUCUAGUCUGACUUCCUGCGUAACACAAACCAUGUGACUUCCUUGUAUUAAUUCCUGCUUUCAGUUCAAUUACUCUGUUUAAACUAGAGCAAGCCUUUUAGAAAAACAUCGAGGCUUGAUUUCAAAAUUGCCCGUAAUGGAAAAACACUACAGCGCUUGGCGGCUGAAAUGUCUAACAGUGAGCCCAACCAAGAGUUCCAGAUGGUGGAGCAAAUGGAAGAGACGGGCGAAAGAAAAGCUGGCGAUGGAAAAGCUCCAGAGUCCAACCCAAGUGGAGGCAAGGAGUCCCCAUCUGUGACUUCUGAGUCUACUCUCUUCUCAAAUUCUUACGCCAACCAGCAUGCCAUGAGGAAAUUCUUUGUUACAAGACCAGGAGCAUUUGACCAAGCCAUAGAAGAUCUAAAAAUCCACGUGAUCAAGAAUUCGGGGGAAAUUGCUCAGAGCUUCUGGCUUUUGUCUGAGAUAGAUCACUGGAACAAUGAGAGGGAGCGUGUCGUAGUGAUCACAGACGCCAACCUCCUGGUCUGCAAAUAUGACUUCAUAAUGCUCAGCUGCCUCCAGGUGCAACGGAUCCCCCUGAACUAUAUCGACCGUAUCUGCCGUGGCCAGUUCACCUUUCCUGAGAGGUCCCUGGACAAGAGGGAGGGAGAAGGCCUGAGAAUCUACUGGGAUAAUCUGAAAGAGCCAUCUGCCCUGUCCCGUUGGAAUCCAUGGGCCACGGAUAUCCCUUAUGCAACUUUCACAGAACAUCCAGUGAAGAACAGCAGCGAAAGGUUCAGUGCCAUCUGCCAGAUGUCCGAGUUCACUGCUCAGUUGAUCCGGGCCGUUCAGACCACCCAGAGCAAGAACCCGGCACCAGGCAAAACCAGCGGAGUUGUGGUCCUGAAUCAACCCCUCCUGAUCGACACCUACACGGGUUUUAUGUCUUUCAUCGGGAACCGAAACAAACUUGGUUAUUCCCUUGCCCGUGGGAGUGUUGGCUUUUGAAGCUGUCCAUGGUGGGGCGUGCUUUUUGUUUGUUGAUGUAACUGUCUUUUAAAUUCUGCAUAUAGCCCCAUUUCUUUUAGAGGUUAAAAAGGUGCAAAGGGUGAGUGAUGCAUAGGUCUUGUGCUGGCCCUCUGCCCAGUGGCAAAUUUCCCGCCCUUUGCAAAGUUUUCCCCAGGCCUUUCAGCCCCUACUGUGUAUGAAUAUGGAUGUGUUAUAAACUCUUUACGGUGUGUGCAUUAGAAAUGAAUCAAAACCAGGACUCCAGACCUGAACCUGCCAAACUUUGGGGAAGUUCCGAUCUGAAGUUGGCCCAUCUCUUGUGUAAAAACUCUACCCCAAACUAACCUGUCUAGUCCAACCUCCCCAUUGCUAAUGUCAAUGCAGUGGCUGCACUGCUUGUUUCUACACUGACACUUUCCGUGCUAAAACUUUAGUCAUUCAGGGGUGUGAAAAAACACCCCCCGAGCGACAAAAGUUUUAGCGCUGAAAAGCGCCAGUACAGACAGUGCUCCCGGCGAUAAAGCUACCACCGCUCGUUUGGGGUGGUUAUUUUUUGUCACUGGGAGAGCUCUCCCCCGGCAAUAAAGUGUGACUACGUUGCCCAUGUCACAGUGCAGCUGCAGCCGCACUGUAAGGCCUGGUCUACACUAGGGUGGGGGGUCGAACUAAGGUACGCAACUUCAGCUACGCGAAUAGCGUAGCUGAAGUCGAACUACCUUAGUUCGAACU
Mauremys reevesii (Reeves's turtle) is the source of this 4345-nucleotide messenger RNA. It is a transcript of the gene TPRG1, whose product is annotated as tumor protein p63 regulated 1. NCBI's taxonomy places the organism in Eukaryota, Metazoa, Chordata, Testudines, Geoemydidae. The transcript is spliced from 6 exons. Bases 2798 to 3616 code for a protein of 272 amino acids. The record is from RefSeq and is a predicted model, not a curated record. Gene Ontology annotation, cellular component: cytoplasm.